AUGAGUAUCCAUGCUUUGGAUACCUUGAGUCCCGAUCUCUCCUUGGUGUCUUCUGCGCAAUACCUCAGAGCGUGGCGCAAAUUUGUCGAGAGAAUACCGCGCUUUUUGGGAGAGACGGUAGCGGUCGAUGCACUGCCGCUCGCGUCUUUUCAGCUUUCCACUCUCAAAGCAGAGUAUCUCAAUCAAGUUCCGGGCUCCAAGUUGAUCUCAACGGUUAAAGAAGUCAAGUUUUCUGAUAUUUUGGCCGAAUUCCUCUUUCCGCGGCAUGAGCGGCCUGCAUUAGACAAAGAGCAACGAGCCAAGCGCAUCAACGAAAUAUACGCUCAGCGACCCACAUUUGACGAGACCGAGUUCACUGUUGGAGAUCUGAAGGCAUUCUUCAGGCGCAUCAUGCCUGAAGUGCAGGCUGAUCGCUUCGAAUUUCUAUACGCUGGGCGCAAUCUCUGGAUACCUGACAGCUUCACGAUUCUCUCUGUGUGGACGGACCCAACACGCUACACUGCAUAUGCAAGUGACAUAUCUCUCAGCCUCGGUCUCAGCCUUCUCCCUUUGCGGAUGGCCAUUGGAGGGGAGCACUCUGCAUUUGUCAAACAUUACGCCCAGUACGGUCGCUCUACCGGUUCGAGUGACACAGAUCAAUGCCUCGUGCCUACAAAUUCGAGAUGCCAGCCUUGCGACAGAUCAGAGUUGUGCACUCCCCAGGUGCUUUGGUCACCACAACAUGCAGCUGCAUGGCAUAAAUAUGUUGUACGCGACUCACGCUUUGCUAAGGAUCCUAUCUCCUACAGAAACUUUGUUGAGCGUGCUACUUUGACAUUCAUUGACUCCACGGGCGCACCGUACCAGCGCUCUGCGGAGUCUCCCCUUCAUGAGUUGUGUGGCGAUGUCGGCUAUACGAAGCUGGGAGAGAUGUUCUUGGUGCCAGACUUGUCGGCAAGCCGCGAGUGGCGAGCCAAUGCAAUAAAUGAUCUCUAUGCUGCUCGACCAGAUUUUGAUGAGACGCAAUUCUCGGUUGACGACCUAAUCACUGUGGUGAUGCGAGCUGUACCAAACCACCGUGUCGAAGUUGUUCAUCCGCGACACCAUUUACCCUUCCCAGGGCCGAUGCCUCUUUGCAGUGUGCAGCAGGGUCUCAUGAAGGAAAAUAGAGCACGCGGGUUUUUUGGUCGUUUCGAAAGCGUCUUGCUCACGAUUCGUAUCGACACAGCGCAGAGCCAGGCCGAGAUGCAACAGGGAGUUAGCGACGAGACCACGAAGCACGAACGAAUACACGACGAUGUAGUGCCAGCACAAGCAUCUGACCGCACAUCUGCAAGCGCUGCUGAAAGGUUAAGCAUGACAAAUACUCUCCGUCACCGCGCAAUGGCAGCAAUUUAA
Messenger RNA from Protomyces lactucae-debilis, 1377 nucleotides. RefSeq lists its product as uncharacterized. Bases 1 to 1377 code for a protein of 458 amino acids. NCBI's taxonomy places the organism in Eukaryota, Fungi, Ascomycota, Taphrinomycetes, Taphrinales, Protomycetaceae. The record is from RefSeq and is a predicted model, not a curated record. The transcript is spliced from 3 exons.